GGUAUGUGGGAACACACUGCGAAGAAGAUAUAGACGAGUGUGCAACACACCCCUGUCUCAACGAUGGAGAGUGCCUGGAACGCUCCAAUCAGAGCUACUACGGGAGACACGUCGAUUUCCCCGAGCAGUUUAGCUACGAAGCAGCCGCUGGUUUCAUCUGUCGUUGUCAUCCCGGUUUUGAGGGCGAUACCUGCUCCGUGGACACCAAUGAAUGUGAAUCUGAGCCAUGUCAGAAUGGAGGGAGCUGCGUGGAUUUGGUGAACAGCUACCAAUGCGACUGCUUGCCCGGAUAUUCAGGGAUCGAAUGUGCCAACGAGAUUGAUGAAUGCGAAGACGACCCUUGUGAAAAUGGAGGUAGCUGCGAAGAUGCCGUCGCCGACUAUAUCUGCCGUUGCCUCUCCAACCCAGACGGGGUAGCCUGGGGUGGGAAGAACUGUUCUGUGGAGCUCACGGGGUGCAAGACCCACCACUGCCAAAAUGGGGCUGUGUGCGUCCCCACCUUCCAAUCAGAGGCCCAUGGCUACCUGUGCCAGUGUCCCCCUGGAUUUUAUGGGUCCACCUGCUCCACCCCAACCACCUUCUCCCUCACCGACAAUGGCUACCUCUUAAUCAACGCAUCUGCUGGGGAUCAUAAGAACACAAGUGAGCACGGAGCCAGCGUGGCUCUCCGGUUCCGGACCACUCUUCUCAACGGGCUCCUUUUCUACAGAGGCCACCAAACCGAGCACCUGCUCCUGGAACUCUAUGCUGGCCUUCUCCAGGUGAUGUUCUUGACCCAGGAGGCCAAUGUAUCAUUCACGCUGGAGUCCCCGCCGGUGAACGAUGGCCACUGGCACAAGGCAGAGGUCUCCCUUCAGGAGUCUCUUGAGUUCAGGCUGUGGCACGAAGCUUGCCAAGGAGGCAUCUGCCUGUUCAGCCAUCCCCUUGGCGAGACCACCCCUCUUCUGCCCUCCUUUCUGAAUAUAUACGUUGGAGGAGUUGAGGAGGCGUUGAUGAUCAACUGUACGGGACACUUCACCGGUUGCCUGGAAGACCUGCAGAUUGACUCCAAGAUACUCCUGCCAGAGGAGGUGGAAGGUCUACAGCUUCCCGGAUUUCAGCUGGGUUGUGAAAGGACGGAGUGGUGUCAAUCUCAGCCUUGUUCGCACGGUGGCCAAUGCAUUGACUUCUGGACGGACUUCCGUUGUCACUGUUCCCGGCCUUACGAAGGACACACUUGUUCCUACGGUCUGGCCCAUGCCACAUUUGACGAGCACGACGCGGUUGAAUUCACGGCAAAUAGGUCCGUCACCAGAGCUCUUCACAGCCUCCGCCUGGAUUUCAGAACGCGGGACAGUGAUGCCGUCUUGAUACAAGCCAUAGAGGAAGUAGACUCUCUUCUGGUGGCUAUUCAAAACUCUUCACUCCUGGUUGAAAUCCGGAGUGGGAAUGGAGUGGAGGGAGCAAACUUUCUCAGGCCCGUGCCCAUCUCUGAUGGCUCCUGGCACACCCUCUCGUUGACCAUGGAAGAGCCCUUGGCCUAUUCAUCGAGGUGGCACCUCCAACUGGAUGAUUCCACCAAUACCACUCUCCUGGGUAAUGCCGGCAACCUGGAUUUCUUAAGAAGCAAAGCAUUUAUCGUCUUGGCUGAAAACUUCACGGGCUGCCUGGGACACGUAGACAUCGGGGGGCUGUUUUUGCCCCUGGCCAGCCACCCUUUUUACCCACAGCCAGAACAGUUCGUUCAGGUGUCCAGCAGGCCGCUUCAUCUGGGCUGCCAAGGAGAAGACAUCUGCUCUUCCAGUCCAUGUCAUCACGAAGGCUCCUGCUUGGACCUCUUCAACGCCUUCCACUGUGCCUGCCAGCCUGGGUGGGAAGGGCCGCUGUGUGAGGCCAACACAGAUGAUUGUAAAUCCAGCCCGUGUCUUCACGGCAAGUGCGAAGACCUAGUGGGGGACUUCCAGUGCAUCUGUCAUAAGGGUUUCAUCGGGAAACGUUGCCACAUCAACGUAGAUGACUGCAUGAGGCACCAGUGCCAGAAUGGAGGGACCUGUGUGGAUGACGUCUACAGCUACUCCUGCAAAUGCCCACCAGAAUACUCUGGCCCACACUGCGAGUGGCCCUUCCCCCCUGAACAAUGCGGCAAGAACUUCACCUGCUUGAACGGCGGCAAAUGCCUGAGUGGGCCUUGGGGAGCCAACUGCAGCUGCAAGGACGGCUACACGGGAAAGAAGUGCCAGAUCAACGUCAGCGACUGCGACCCCAACCCCUGCAAAAACGGGGGGACCUGCCAGCACGCCAUGAAUCGGUUCUGGUGUAUCUGUGGUGCCAACUACGCUGGGGAAUAUUGUGAUGUCAGU
Molecule: messenger RNA, 2339 nt
Organism: Thamnophis sirtalis
Lineage: Eukaryota; Metazoa; Chordata; Lepidosauria; Squamata; Natricidae
Source: RefSeq, a predicted model, not a curated record